This is a messenger RNA of Cuculus canorus (common cuckoo), 582 nucleotides long. Its product is annotated as uridine phosphorylase 1-like. Gene Ontology annotation, cellular component: cytosol. Gene Ontology annotation, molecular function: uridine phosphorylase activity. Gene Ontology annotation, biological process: uridine catabolic process. The record is from RefSeq and is a predicted model, not a curated record. Lineage: Eukaryota; Metazoa; Chordata; Aves; Cuculiformes; Cuculidae.
AUGGGCGGCGCUGGCGGGCGGGAGGAGGAUGUUUCGUCGUCAGACAUUCAUGUUUUGUUUGACCCCCGGCAGCUAUCCUCCGUAGUAUUGUUACCAGUCUCAUGUUGUAGAGGUUUUUCCUCCUGGCUGGAUGACACGAAGUUACAGGAAACGUUUGUAUGUGUUGGAGGAAACCUUUCACGGGUGAAAACUUUUAUUGCCUACGUAGCUGAAGAACUGGGGCUUGGGAGCCCUGGUAGGGCAGGGUACAAAGUGGGACCUGUUUUGUCCGUCAGUCAUGGUAUGGGCAUUCCUUCUAUUUCAAUCAUGUCGCAUGAGCUGAUCAAACUGUUGUAUCGUGCCAAGUGUUCCAACGUAACCACUGUUUGUAUUGGCACUUCUGGUGGAAUAGGUCUGGAGCCAGGCUCAGUGGUUAUAACCCGGCAGUGUGGAGGAACCCCCGUCAAACCUCAAUUUGAAGAGGUUGUUCUGGGAAAGACCGUACUUCGCAGUACAAACCUGGAUGAACAGCUGUGGAAAAGUGGAAAAAUAAAGGCUGUCAUGAUUGAACAAAUGAGCGAGACUCCUGAGCUGUGUCCUUGA